AAAGCAAAUAAAUAUAUAUCUUAAUACAUUCGACCAUUUCUUAAGUUGACGUUAUACCGGCCGAUGCUGUGAUUGAGAAAUACGAUAUCAAGAAAAAGAAAAAAGUCGACGUUAUAACAAAAUACUUAUACGCUGGAUAAAAGUGAACUAUUAAAAAAGAUCGUUUUGAAACAGGCAUAUCAUAUACGCUUUACGAGGCAUACCACAUUCAUAGAUGCUAUUGAAGAGGCUCGAGUGACAUUGUAAAUUUUGAUUCUUUUAAAUUUUUAAAUACAAAAAGUUAAGGUGCAUUGACGAUUAGUUUUUCAUCAGAUAAAAUAUGGACGUCAUAAUGAAUGAUUUUAAAAUUAUUAUGAACGAUGAAAAGGAAUACUGUUUGAAAUUUAUUGCUAGUGAAAUAAUGGAUGAAUAUGAUUCUUUAUUUCAAAACUUUAAAAAAGAAUUUAUUAAUGAAAAAGAAUUAGAAAAUUUAUUUGAAAAUCGAAAAGAUGAUGAGAAUGUUCGUAGAUUUAAAAAAAAAAUAUCCUUAUUAAAACGAUAUAAAUGGAUAAAUGACGUUGAUUCUUUGAUAAAAGAACGUGACAGUGAUAUAAAAAUAAACAAAAUAUUUAUUCAGAUUUGGGACUCAUUAAAAAUCCGAAAAUACAUAACUAUUAGUAAUGAUUUAUUAGAAUUUAUUGGAUUUUCUAUAGAUGGUAAUACUGAUAAUCAUACUCAUCUGGAUGGUAUUCCUCGAAAACGUUCUAAAAAAGAUAUUAAGUCCGAAUAUGUUAAAUUCUUACAAGAUAAUAAAAUAGAUUUUAAAAAUGAGGCAACGACUAGUACUAAUGAACCAAAGAUUUAUUUAGCAAUUCUUGACUUUAGAAAAUCUGUCCAAAAGCUCAAUAAUAACAAAAAAUCGGAAAUUAUAACAUAUUUAUCAGAAAUAGAAUCAUUAUUCAAUUAUCAAAAACUCGCAAAAUUAGAGGCAGAUAAUAAAAAAUUAGCAGAGGAUAACAAAGUCAAAGAGAGACAAGUGAAAAGUAUGAAAAAUGUUAUAGGGAACAUUAAAGUGAAUUGUAAAGACGGUUAUAUUUAUAUUGCAACAUCAGAUAGAUAUGCUUUGGAAAAUAAAUUUAAAGUAGGAAGGACCGAUCAACCAAAAAAACGUUUAGCUACCUAUAACAGUGGAAGAUCUAAAGAUGAUCUCUUUUAUUAUUGCUUUUGUGAACCAACUUACGGUGUGAAAAAUGUUGAAAAUAUGAUUCUUGAUUUACUAAAAUCUGUCAAGGAACAACAUGAAAAAGAAAUGUUUAUUAUCCAUCAUACCUGGUUAAUACAAAUAAUUAAAGAUUUGCUUAACAACAUUGGAAAAAGUUAUGAAUAUUUUAAUGAAUUGGUCCAAAAGAAAUUAUUAAAAAUGUAUAGUCUUAGACCUAGCAUUCCCGUAAAAUUAGAUGCUUCAACAAUAGAAUCAAUUGAGAAUUAUAACUUGAAGGAAACUAUUGUUAAUAUUUUAGACAAUUACAUAGAAACGUCAAACUUGAAUUUGACGAAAAAAACAUUUUUACAAGACGUAAAAAGUAAAUUAAGCGUUAAUAUUGUAAAAACAAACAUAUGGAGCUAUUUUAAAAAAAAUUUUAAAUGGGAAUCAAAAGGAAAGGUUCUUUCAUAUAAGAAACAAAAGAUCACAAUAACGAUCGUUGAAAAAUACCGAAAUGAAGAAAACGAAAUAAAUUGAAUAACUUGUUACAAUGCAUGCACGCAAAAAAAAACUAUUUCAAAUGAAAUAGUUAAAAAAGCUUCAAUUUAUUUAAUGCAAAAUCUUUAUAAUAUUAAAAUGAAAUCCUUUUUCAUCUUUUUGAAUCGAUUCUCAUCAUUUUAAAACGCUUUUUAUA
This is a messenger RNA of Cotesia glomerata, 1877 nucleotides long. RefSeq lists its product as uncharacterized. The record is from RefSeq and is a predicted model, not a curated record. The transcript is spliced from 2 exons. Bases 320 to 1720 code for a protein of 466 amino acids. Lineage: Eukaryota; Metazoa; Arthropoda; Insecta; Hymenoptera; Braconidae.